This is a messenger RNA of Triticum turgidum subsp. durum (durum wheat), 648 nucleotides long. The record is from the annotation of a GenBank genome assembly. NCBI's taxonomy places the organism in Eukaryota, Viridiplantae, Streptophyta, Magnoliopsida, Poales, Poaceae.
AUGGCGGCCAGCGCCGGCAGCAAGAUCCGCAACGCCAAACUGGUUCUUCUUGGCGAUGUGGGUGCUGGGAAAUCCAGCCUGGUGCUUCGGUUUGUAAAAGGACAAUUUGUUGAAUUCCAGGAAUCGACAAUUGGAGCGGCUUUCUUCUCUCAAACAUUGGCUGUUAAUGACGAGACUGUGAAGUUUGAAAUUUGGGAUACUGCUGGGCAGGAGAGGUAUCACAGCUUGGCCCCCAUGUACUACAGGGGUGCUGCCGCAGCCAUAGUUGUCUAUGACAUCUCGAACCAGGCAUCCUUCACCCGAGCAAAGAAAUGGGUUCAAGAACUUCAAGCUCAAGGAAACCAGAAUACAGUAGUGGCUCUUGCUGGCAACAAAGCUGAUUUGCUUGAGGCGAGGGAGGUUCAAAUAGAGGAAGCCAAGACGUAUGCGCAGGAGAAUGGCCUCUUCUUCAUGGAAACAUCUGCUAAAACUGCAACCAAUGUGAAUGACAUAUUUUAUGAGAUUGAUGCUAAUGUUUCAUCGAUUCCCAUUGCAGCGAAGAGAUUGCUGCAAGGGCAGGCAGCGCAGAACCCACAGGCGGCGGGGAUGGUUCUCUCCCAGAGACCCAAUGAGAGAGUGGUCAGCGCGGCUUCGUGCUGCUCCUCCUGA